Molecule: messenger RNA, 2499 nt
Organism: Cuscuta epithymum
Lineage: Eukaryota; Viridiplantae; Streptophyta; Magnoliopsida; Solanales; Convolvulaceae
Source: the annotation of a GenBank genome assembly
CCUUAAUACAUCAAAUUAAGCCUCUCAACUUAGAGGAGUUUUAGCCAUGAGACUCCUACAUAGCUUAAUCUUAUCAUUUGCACUCCUAAUUACUUCCACCCAACCGGCUCAAGUGCCGUUCUCCUGCGGCCGGUCCGACCCGCGGACAAAAUCCUUCGACUUCUGCCGAACCGAUCUCUCCAUCAGCGAAAGAGUGAAAGAUCUCGUCUCUCAACUCACUCUCGAUGAAAAGAUUUUGCAGCUCGUUAGCUCCGCCGCGGCUAUUCCGCGACUCGGCGUCCCCGCCUUCGAGUGGUGGUCGGAGGCUUUGCACGGCGUCUCCGGCUUCGGGAAGGGGAUUUCGUUCGACGGCGCCAUCAAAUCCGCCACUAGCUUCCCUCAAGUCAUUCUCACCGCCGCUUCGUUCGAUGAAUACCUUUGGUACCGCAUUGGAGAGGCAAUUGGGAAAGAGGCUAGAGCACUGUACAAUGCAGGCCAAACAACAGGGUUAACAUUGUGGGCACCAAACAUCAAUAUAUUCAGAGAUCCACGAUGGGGGAGAGGUCAAGAAACACCAGGUGAAGACCCGGAAGUGACGGGGAAGUAUGCCGUGGCAUAUGUACGAGGAGUACAAGGCGAUAGCUUUGAUGGGAAGGUUGCGGCAGAUUAUCUUCAAGCUUCUGCUUGCUGCAAACACUUUGCUGCCUAUGAUUUGGAGAACUGGAAUGGCAAUCUGCGUUAUGGAUUUGAUGCCAUUGUGACCCAACAAGAUUUAAGGGAUACAUAUCAGCCACCAUUCCAGAGUUGCAUACAAAAAGCUAAAGCAAGCGGAAUAAUGUGUUCUUAUAACAGUGUGAAUGGGGUCCCUAGUUGUGCUAAUCAAGAUUUUCUUAACAAAACUGCGCGUCAGCAAUGGGGUUUUAAUGGGUAUAUUGCCUCAGAUUGUGAUGCAGUGGGAAAUGUUUUUAACGACCACAAAUAUACAAAAACACCCGAAGAAACUGUAGCAGCUGUACUCAAUGCAGGGAUGGAUGUCAACUGUGGGUCAUUUUUGAGUCAAUAUACAAAUUCAGCAGUAAUGCAGAACAGAGUUUCGGUGGACCAAAUAGACAGAGCUUUACACAACCUAUUUAGCACGCGUAUGAGAUUGGGAUUGUUUGAUAGAAACCCCAAAGACCUCCUCCUUUAUGGUAUAAUUCCUCCAAAUGAAGUUUGCAGUCAAGAGCACCAGAAUCUAGCUUUAGAGGCAGCAAGAAAAGGCAUUGUCUUACUAAAAAAUGAUCAUAAACUGCUUCCUCUGUCAAAGAACAAGAGUAUGUCCCUCGCUGUUAUAGGACCUAAUGGAAAUAACGCAAACGUCCUUCAAGGAAGUUACUUUGGCCCUGCAUGCAAUCCUGUUGAAAUAUUUAAAGUCAUGCAGAGUUACGUUGGUUAUGUUUCGUUUCUAGAAGGUUGCGUUGAUGGAGUGAAUUGUACUUCUGCUACAAUUGAUGAAGCGCUAAACAUUGCCCAAAAUUCCGAUCAGGUGGUCCUAGUAAUGGGAUUGAGUCAGAGUCAAGAAAGGGAAGAGGUAGAUCGUGUGCACUUGGAGCUUCCAGGGGAGCAAGAGCUUCUCAUUACGAAUGUCGCUAAAGCUUCAAAGAAGCCUGUCAUAUUGGUGUUGGUUUGUGGUGGUCCGGUUGAUAUUACGUUUGCUAAAUCAGACCGUAAUAUCGGCAGCAUUUUAUGGGCUGGUUAUCCCGGCGAAGCAGGAGGCCUUGCGCUUGCAGAGAUUAUAUUUGGCGAGCACAACCCUGGAGGAAAGUUACCAAUCACAUGGUACCCUAAAGAUUACAUUAAAGUUGCUAUGACAGAUAUGAAUAUGAGGGCCGAUACCUCUAGAGAGUACCCAGGGCGUACAUAUAGGUUCUACGAAGGUCCUACAGUUUUCAACUUUGGCGACGGUCUUAGCUACUCAACCUAUGCUUAUGAGUUCACUUCCACUACACCAACCAUGGUGAACUUGACCCAGCUGUCAACUGUUAAAACAUCUAUGGGAUUCGAUUCUGUCAAUUACAUGUCAGUGGAUGAUAUUGAAGGAGAGACAUGCGAGAAGGCAAAGUUUUCAGUCACUGUCGGAGUUCAAAACUCUUUGGAAAUGGACGGAACUCACCCAGUGCUGCUUUUCAUGAAGCCUACUGAACGGAAAGAUGAUGGAUAUCCAGUGAAACAGCUGGUGGGGUUUCAAACUGUAAACUUAAAAGCAGGUGAACGGGAGGAAGUUGUAUUUGAACUCAACCCUUGCCACCAUCUCAGCACUGCAAAUAAGGAUGGAUUAAUGGUGAUUGAAGAGGGGACUAAGGAUUUAGUUGUUGGAAACACAGAACACAUUGUUAACAUAGCUUUUUGAAUCUUAUUGAAUACUGAGUUUAGUGAUGAAAUUGUGUUGUUGUUGUUGCUGCUUCACUUCUCGUUAAUAUACACCUGCCUUUCUUUCAAGAUAAAAACAGCGGAAUUGCUUCGACUUUAAUUUAUAUUUAU